This is a messenger RNA of Lotus japonicus, 615 nucleotides long. RefSeq lists its product as uncharacterized. The transcript is spliced from 2 exons. The record is from RefSeq and is a predicted model, not a curated record. The coding region runs from base 44 to 487 and encodes 147 amino acids. NCBI's taxonomy places the organism in Eukaryota, Viridiplantae, Streptophyta, Magnoliopsida, Fabales, Fabaceae.
AUUUAGGCCCAAUGCAAAGCUAAAAAGGCUUCAUUUUGUUACAAUGGCAUCAAUAUGUGUGGGUGCUUUACCACUGAACCAGGCUCUACUUCUCUCACAAACCAAAAACUCAGCUGCUACCUGUGUAACUUUUCCUUCAACAAGGGGGAAACUAGGUAGGCGUUCUCACUUGGUUGUAAGAGCAGAGAGUAUGAGUACUGUCAUAGAGAAACAGGGCAUCAAGAUUGAGAGGAACCCUUCUGAGUCCAAGCUCACUCAACUUGGUGUCAAGCAGUGGCCAAAAUGGGGUUGCCCUCCAAGUAAAUUCCCAUGGACAUAUGACGCCAAAGAGACUUGCUAUCUUUUGGAAGGGAAAGUGAAGGUUACUCCAAGUGGGGCAAAUGAAGCAGUUGAAAUUGCUGCUGGUGACUUGGUUGUGUUUCCAAAAGGGAUGAGUUGCACUUGGGAUGUGUCUGUUGCUGUGGACAAGCACUAUCUAUUUGAAUAGAAUCCUACAAGAGGUGCUUCAUGAAUGAAGCUGAAGGACUUUCAUGAAUUGAUUUCGCAUGUAAGUUUGGAUGUAAUAGAACAACUAACAAAGACAUAAUAAAGUGGUCAUUAGCUAUUGUGGAUGAA